Messenger RNA from Marmota flaviventris (yellow-bellied marmot), 3097 nucleotides. NCBI's taxonomy places the organism in Eukaryota, Metazoa, Chordata, Mammalia, Rodentia, Sciuridae. The record is from RefSeq and is a predicted model, not a curated record.
GACCAAGCGCCCGCGGGUGGCGGUGAGCCGGCAGGGCACUGUGGCCGGUUACGGCAUGGUGACUCGUGAAAGCGUGCUGCCCGGGGAGCUGCUAUUCGCGGUGCCGCGGGCAGCGCUCUUGUCGCCACACACCUGCUCGAUUCGGGGCUUGCUGGAACGAGAGCGAGACGCGUUGCAGAGCCAGUCGGGCUGGGUGCCACUGCUGCUGGCGCUGCUCCAUGAGCUGCAGGCCCCAGCCUCGCUGUGGAGCCCCUACUUUGCACUGUGGCCCGAGCUGGACCGCUUGGAGCAUCCCAUGUUUUGGCCAGAAGAGGAGCGCCAGCGCCUGCUGCAAGGCACAGGUGUCCCGGAGGCAGUGGAUAAGGAUUUGGCCAACAUUCGCAGCGAGUUCUAUUCCAUCGUGCUUCCCUUCAUGGAAGCCCAUCCGGAUCUCUUUGGCCCCAGUGUUCGCUCCCUGGAACUCUACCACCAGCUAGUGGCCCUUGUGAUGGCCUACAGCUUUCAAGAACCACUGGAGGAAGAGGAAGAUGAAAAGGAGCCGAAUUCCCCUUUGAUGGUGCCUGCUGCAGACAUACUAAACCACUUAGCCAAUCACAAUGCCAAUCUAGAAUACUCUGCAGAUUAUCUUCGGAUGGUGGCUACCCAGCCCAUUCCUAAAGGCCAGGAGAUUUUCAACACUUAUGGACAAAUGGCUAAUUGGCAACUUAUUCACAUGUACGGUUUUGUUGAACCAUAUCCUGACAACACGGAUGACACAGCAGACAUUCAAAUGGUGACUGUCCGUGAAGCUGCAGUACGGGGAACAAAAGGUGAAGCUGAAAGGCUCCAACUAUAUGAGCGCUGGGAUUUCUUAUGCAAACUGGAGAUGGUAGGGGAAGAGGGUGCAUUUGUGAUUGGUUGUGAGGAGGUGCUAACUGAAGAGGAACUGGCCGCCACACUCAAGGUCCUGUGCAUGCCUGCUGAGGAGUUCAGAGAGUUUAAAGACCGAGAUGGAUGGGGAGAAGAUGAAUGGGAAGAGGACAGACUAACAGUCACAAAUAUCCCCAAGCUCAAAGCAUCAUGGAGACAGCUUCUACGAGACAGUGUUCUUUUGACUCUGCAGACCUAUGCCACAGAUUUAAAAACUGAGGAGGAUGUACUCAGUAAUAAGGAGGCCUAUGCAAAACUCAGCUGGAGGGAAAAGCAGGCCUUACAGGUUAGGUAUGGUCAGAAGAUGAUCUUACAUCAGUUAUUGGAACUGACAAGUUAGCAGAUUAUUUAACUUCUUAGUCUAAACUGACACUUUGUUGCUCAAGAAGGGGAAGGUUUGGAUCUUCUGCAUUUAUUAAAUACCAAAUGGAAAAGAAGCAAAGGUGCUACUCUAAACUCUUGAAGGUGACACACUUUAGGGUUGGAAUCAACAGACUUGGGAAUUACUAAUAAUUAAGAACAGCACAUUUUAUAGCCACUUUAACAAAAGCCAGGAGAAAGAUGAUAUUCAUAGCACUUAGUAACAUGGACUUUAGAGGAAGACCAGAUUCAAAUCUGGGUCUGUGGUGAGGAAGUCAGUUUAGUAAGUAAUAUCACUGAAAUUGGCUUUACUUGCACUUUCAGUUGUCUGAGUUUACUCUGGAUGGCAUGCCUUCCAAUGGAUAAACCUGAAGAUACCAAGGACAGUCCCCUAGACCUCUGUUGUUUUAUGGGUAGGGAGGAGAAAAAAGGGUCAAAAUUAAAGGUAGGGUAAUUAUAAUUGAGAUUGUUUUACAUACCGACUCAUCCAUAAUUCAGUUUGAUCACAGAAACCUGUUCCAACAGUUUUCUCCUGUUGAAACAACAAACACUAAACAAUUUCUUGGGAAAGUGCUGUCAUUCAGGAAGAAGAAGUUUCCUGGGUUCCAUCUCCAAUACUGCCCCACCCGCACCCCCGAGUGCCCCAAAAGAUGUUUCCCAAUGGCUCUUGGCUAUUCAAGGCUAGGCUGUCCACUUUCCUUCUCACCAACCCUAGCAGCUGCUGCUACUGAGAAAGGCACAGGGGACUAACAUGAAUGUCAUGAGUUUUAAUGUUUAACUUCAGUCCAGAAGUGGGGGAGCUAGAGCUCAGGAACUAGUUAGUCUACAAAAUAGAACUCAUGGGCCAAUAUAUUCACAAAACAUUUAAGAUCCUUAUAAAAAGGGGACUGCAUGGUCCUUAAGAUUUUUGUUAAGAUGCAGUCAUUCCUAAGUAAAAUGACUAUGAAGGGCAAUUUGGUAAGGUUUAGUUCCUUUUUCCAGAGUUUGCCAGUAUCAGGAGAAGACAGACAUAGGAGCUUUAGGCCUGGGCUAGCUUCCCUUCAUAAGAACAUGAGCUGGCCUCACUCAGGUGCAUGUUCUCAAGCAGGACUUGCUUUCCCUUUGGAAUGCUUUUUCCCAAAGCUAAACAACUCGUCUCAAUUGUGAGCCCUGGCAUAUCAAUUCUAUCACAUCCAUAUCUUUUAGUCAUUUUUUUUUUAAGGUCUCCUAUCCAUGUUAACAAAAAUACAUAAUAUUUAAACUGGCUUUUUAACUAUUCUUUGGAACAGUAGAGUGUCCAAAGACAUGGAACUAUGCCCUUUGGCAAGUUAUUGGCAUUAGCUGCCUAUUGAAGGAUCCAGUUUAUGUACUUGCCUUGAACACAUUUUGCACAAACUCAAAAAGUUCCAGACAAAAGUUUUCUCUUUCAUAUAUUUACACAAGUUCAAAAUGAUAUUCACAGCAUCUUCUAAAUUUUGGCCAAGAGUCAAAAAAUGCAUUUAAACUUUGGAACGUGCCCACAUAGACAGGAGGCUGAUCCCAACAGUAGUUGGGGCAGGCGCCUGAGAACCAAAGGGCUGGAAAAGUCAGGAGGAACUGAGAGGCUUCUUCAGUUUAUGGACUUGUUGCAGUGGGACCACGAGGCUGACACAACAGAGAUACAGUUCAUCUAACUGGCACCUGUCCCUUCCAUUACUUGCUGAGCCUGCUUCUGUCCCAUGCAGCACUGUGCAACCGACUGGAAUAACCUGAAGAAUGGAGACAAUAACAAGUUUACUUGAGAGGAAAGUUUAGGCCUAAUAAUACCUAGUGCUUUAGCUGCCACUGCCUUCUUAAUCACAGACCCAAG